AAAUUUUCUCAACGGUUUUCUUCCUUAUUUUAUUGACUGUUUUUAUGCAGUCUGAAUGUCUGGAAUUUUGAAAGAUGAAAGAUUCACUCUUACUUUCAUUGCAGGAUUCUUUCUACUAAUCCAGAUACUUGUUGAAGUGCUGAAUAGUUUCUUGGGGAAAGAUGACAAGGAAGAGUUUGAAUUCAUAGACUGGUGAGCAGAGAUUGUGGAGUACAGAAUAGUCAGCACCCCUCUGGCAUAAGAUGCACAUUUUUCUGCUGGGAAUGAGAUGUUCUUGAGUUCUUACAAGUUCAUGAAGAGACCCAUGUGUGGUGCUAUUGAGAAAUUUAUUGGGAAAUUUGAAGACAUUUCAAAUAACAGGUUGUUUUGGUUUCUAAAGUAAAAGUGAGGAGGCACUCUGUGCAAGGAGGAAGGACUCAGGCCAGAAAACUUGUAUGCUAUGGUUAACUGGUUCCCAGCUUCCGAGAAUGUUGUUUUCCAUGGUAUAAAACUUACUCAGCAUCAGGAUAAGGGAUAACGACUCUAUGGAUAUACAGAAUCCUUCACCAUGGUAAAACUCGCUAACCCGCUGUAUACGGAGUGGAUUUUGGAGGCCAUCAAAAAAGUGAAGAAGCAAAAACAGCGUCCUUCAGAAGAAAGGAUAUGCAAUGCAGUGUCUUCAUCCCAUGGCUUGGAUCGUAAAACUGUUUUAGAACAAUUGGAGUUGAGUGUUAAAGAUGGAACAAUUUUAAAAGUCUCAAAUAAAGGACUCAAUUCCUAUAAAGAUCCUGAUAAUCCUGGGCGAAUAGCACUUCCUAAACCCCGAAACCAUGGAAAAUUGGAUAAUAAACAAAACGUAGAUUGGAAUAAACUGAUCAAGCGGGCAGUUGAGGGCUUGGCAGAGUCCAGUGGCUCAACUUUGAAAAGCAUUGAACGUUUUUUGAAAGGUCAGAAGGAUGUGUCUGCAUUAUUUGGAGGCAGCGCUGCCUCUGGCUUUCACCAGCAGUUACGAUUGGCUAUUAAACGAGCCGUUGGCCACGGCAGACUCCUUAAAGAUGGACCUCUUUAUCGGCUCAACACUAAAGCAACCAGUGUGGAUGGGAAAGAGAGUUGUGAGUCUCUUUCCUCUUUACCUCCAGUGUCACUCCUUCCACAUGAAAAGGAUAAGCCUGUUGCUGAACCAAUCCCCAUCUGUAGUUUCUGUCUUGGUACAAAAGAACAAAACCGAGAAAAGAAGCCAGAAGAACUCAUCUCCUGUGCCGACUGUGGCAACAGUGGUCAUCCAUCCUGUUUAAAGUUUUCCCCUGAAUUAACGGUUAGAGUGAAGGCCUUACGGUGGCAGUGCAUUGAGUGUAAAACGUGCAGCUCCUGUCGAGAUCAAGGCAAGAAUGCAGAUAAUAUGCUCUUUUGUGAUUCCUGUGACCGAGGUUUUCACAUGGAGUGUUGUGAUCCGCCACUCACCCGGAUGCCAAAAGGUAUGUGGAUAUGUCAAAUAUGUCGACCUAGGAAAAAAGGACGAAAACUUCUACAGAAGAAGGCGGCGCAGAUAAAACGGCGCUAUGCUAACCCAAUAGGACGUCCAAAAAACAGGUUAAAGAAACAAAACACGGUAUCAAAAGGUCCCUUCAGCAAAGUUCGAACUGGUCCUGGAAGGGGUCGUAAACGUAAAAUCACUCUCUCCAGCCAAUCAGCAUCGUCAUCAGAAGAAGGAUAUUUAGAGCGAAUAGAUGGCUUGGACUUCUGCAGAGAUAGCAGUCACCCCUUGAAGUUCAACAAGAAAACCAAAGGGCUCAUUGAUGGCCUUACCAAAUUCUUCACCCCUUCCCCUGAUGGGCGGAAACCUCGAGGGGAAGUGGUAGAUUACUCUGAGCAAUAUAGAAUCAGGAAAAAGGGCAACAGAAAAUCAAGCACUUCAGAUUGGCCCACAGACAAUCAGGAUGGCUGGGAUGGCAAACAAGAAAGUGAGGAACGGCUUUUUGGGAGCCAGGAAAUCAUGACUGAGAAAGAUAUGGAAUUAUUUCGUGAUAUCCAAGAACAAGCACUGCAGAAAGUUGGAGUGACUGGUCCCCCUGAUCCACAAGUUCGCUGUCCCUCUGUCAUUGAGUUUGGGAAGUAUGAAAUUCACACCUGGUACUCCUCCCCAUAUCCUCAAGAAUACUCAAGGCUGCCUAAAUUAUAUCUUUGUGAAUUCUGUCUAAAAUACAUGAAAAGUAGAACUAUUCUCCAGCAGCACAUGAAGAAAUGUGGUUGGUUCCAUCCUCCUGCCAAUGAGAUUUACAGAAAAAAUAAUAUUUCUGUCUUUGAGGUUGAUGGGAAUGUGAGUACCAUUUAUUGUCAGAACCUGUGUCUCUUGGCAAAGUUGUUUCUUGACCACAAAACACUCUAUUAUGACGUGGAGCCAUUUCUUUUUUAUGUACUAACACAGAAUGAUGUCAAGGGCUGCCACCUUGUUGGCUACUUUUCUAAAGAAAAGCACUGCCAGCAGAAGUACAACGUUUCCUGCAUAAUGAUUCUUCCCCAGUACCAGCGUAAGGGCUAUGGCAGGUUUCUCAUCGAUUUCAGUUAUUUGUUAUCAAAGCGUGAAGGCCAAGCAGGGUCUCCAGAGAAACCAUUAUCCGAUCUAGGUCGUCUUUCCUACAUGGCUUAUUGGAAAAGUGUAAUAUUGGAGUGCCUUUAUCACCAAAAUGACAAGCAAAUCAGCAUUAAGAAGUUAAGCAAGUUGACAGGUAUCUGUCCUCAAGACAUUACUUCCACACUCCACCACCUACGAAUGCUGGACUUCCGUAGUGAUCAAUUUGUGAUAAUCCGCCGGGAAAAACUUAUCCAGGAUCACAUGGCAAAGCUUCAGCUGAAUUUGCGGCCUGUCGAUGUAGAUCCAGAAUGUUUGCGCUGGACCCCUGUCAUAGUCUCCAAUUCUGUGGUCUCAGAGGAGGAAGAAGAGGAGGCUGAGGAAGGAGAAAACGAAGAGCCGCAGUGCCAGGAAAGAGAAUUAGAGACAAGUGUGGGAAAGUCUGCAUCUCGGGAGAACAAAGAACAAGAUUCUUACUCUUCAGUAGAAAGUGAAAAGAAACCAGAAGUUAUGGCACCAGCUAGUUCUACGCGUCUGAACAAGCAAGUCCUUCCUCGUGAUAGUCUUCCUGCAAACAAUCAGCCAUCUCGGAGAGGCCGCUGGGGAAGGAAGAACAGAAAAACCCAGGAACGUUUUGGUGAUAAAGAUUCUAAACUGCUCUUGGAAGAGACAUCAGCUCCUCAGGAACAAUAUGGAGAAUGUGAGGAAAAAUCAGAAACCUCCCAAGAACAAUACACUGAAAGUGAGGAGCAGUCAGCAGCCUCUCAGGAGCAGCCCAGCCAGGAUGGGAAGCCAGACAUUCCCAAAAGAAGACUAAGUGAGGGGGUUGAGCUCUGGCGAGGACAGCUAAAGAAGAGCCCCGAGGCACUGAAGUGUAGACUACCAGAAGGCAAUGAGAGGCUGCCCCGUCGCUAUAGUGACGGUGACAGGGCUCUCCUCAGAGGCUUCAGUGAGAGUAGUGAGGAAGAAGAAGAGCCAGAAAGUCCUCGGUCCAGCUCCCCACCAAUUCUUACAAAGCCCACACUGAAGAGAAAGAAACCAAUUCUUCACCGAAGAAGGAGAAUCCGAAAGCGCAAACACCACAACAGCAGCGUGGUCACAGAAACGAUUUCUGAGACUACAGAGGUAUUGGAUGAACCUUUUGAAGACUCUGACUCUGAGAGGCCAAUGCCACGAUUAGAACCCACGUUUGAGAUUGAUGAGGAAGAAGAGGAAGAGGAUGAAAAUGAACUCUUUUCUAGAGGAUACUUCCAUCGUUUGUCCUCACAGGAUGUGCUCAGGUGUCGAUCCUCUUCUAAGAGGAAGUCUAAAGAUGAAGAUGACGAAGAAGAGUCCGAUGACGCUGAUGACACUCCUGUUCUAAAGCCAGUAUCUCUCUUGAGAAAAUGUGAUGUGAAGGAUUCUCAGCUUGAGCCAGAUACAUCCACACCUAUGAAAAAGAAAAAGGGAUGGCCCAAAGGCAAGAGCCGCAAACCAAUCCACUGGAAGAAAAGACCUGGUCGCAAACCAGGAUUUAAGUUGAAUCGGGAAAUCCUACCCGUUUCUACCCAAGAAUGCAUUGUUGAGCCCACCGUUCCCAUUCCUAAACCGGGACGGAAACCCAAACUUCAAGAGAAUGAAGAGACUGUUGAACCAAAAGAAGACUUGCCUUUAACAGAAGAAAGGAAGGAUGAGGAGGAGAUGCACGUGGAAGCGGAAGAGGUUGAAGAGGGAGAAGAAGAAGAUACAACCAGCAGUGAAGUUAGAGCGGCAUCUCCAGUGGAUAGCAACAGUCCCGAGACUGAAACAAAAGAACCCGAAAUAGAAGAGGAGGAAGAGAAGCCCCGUGUCUCAGAAGAGCAGCGGCAGUCAGAGGAGGAGCAGCAAGAGCUGGAAGAACAGGAGCAAGAGGAAGAGGAUGAGGUGGCUGUAGAGACAAACCAGAAUGAAGACCAUGAUGCAGAUGAUGAAGACGACGGCCAUCUGGAAUCUACCAAGAAAAAAGAGCUAGAGGAGCAGCCCGUUAGAGAAGAUGUCAAAGAGGAGCCUGGUGGCCAGGAGUCUUUUUUAGAUACUAAUAUGCAGAACAAUAGGGAGAAUAUAAAGGAUAAAGAUGAAACAGAACCAGAUUCUGAAGAGGAACAGACUUCCCACGAAACAUCCAUGGUAUCAGAGCACAUGCCAGGGUCUGAGGACGAUCAUGAAGAAGAUUCAAACUCUAAAGAAGAAUUAAUUGAGCUAAAAGAGGAGGAAGAGAUUCCUCACAGUGAACUGGAUCUGGAAACCGUGCAAGCAGUGCAGUCUUUGACUCAAGAAGAAAGCAACGAGCAUGAGGGAGCCUACCAGGACUGCGAAGAAACUCUGGCCGCGUGUCAGACCCUGCAGAGCUACACCCAGGCCGAUGAAGACCCUCAGAUGUCGAUGGUGGAAGACUGCCACGCUUCAGAACAUAAUAGCCCGAUAUCUUCUGUUCAGUCUCAUCCCAGCCAAUCGGUCCGUUCAGUCAGUAGUCCCAACGUGCCUGCCCUUGAAAGCGGUUACACCCAGAUCAGCCCGGAGCAAGGAUCCCUGUCCGCACCCUCUAUGCAGAACAUGGAGACCAGCCCCAUGAUGGAUGUGCCUUCCGUAUCAGACCACUCUCAGCAGGUGGUGGACAGUGGCUUCAGUGACCUGGGCAGCAUUGAGAGCACCACAGAAAACUAUGAGAACCCCAGCAGUUACGAUUCUACGAUGGGUGGCAGCAUUUGUGGGACUAACUCUUCCCAGAGCAGCUGCUCCUAUGGUGGGUUGUCCUCCUCCAGCAGCCUCACCCAGAACAGUUGUGUUGUCACUCAGCAAAUGGCAAACAUGGGCAACAGCUGCAGCAUGAUGCAGCAGAACAACGUCCAGCCUGCUGCUGCCAACUGCAACAUCAAGUCACCUCAGAGUUGUGUGGUGGAGAGGCCUCCCAGUAACCAGCAGCCGCCGCCCCCACCACCGCAGCAGCAACAGCAGCAGCAGCAGCAGCAGCAGCAGCAGCAGCAGCAGCAGCAGCAACCAGCACCACAGCCUCCGCCGCCCCAGCAGCAGCAGCAACAGCCACCGGCGCCGCCACCACCUCAGCCCCAGCAGCCUCAGCCCCCGCCCCCGCCCCAGCAGCAGCCCCCCCUGUCACAGUGUAGUAUGAAUAACAGUUUCACUCCAGCGCCUAUGAUCAUGGAGAUACCGGAAUCUGGAAGCACUGGGAACAUAAGUAUUUAUGAGAGGAUUCCAGGGGACUUUGGUGCCGGCAGCUACUCUCAACCAUCAGCCACCUUCAGUCUAGCCAAGUUGCAGCAGCUGACUAACACCAUUAUGGACCCUCAUGCCAUGCCUUAUAGCCAUUCUCCUGCUGUGACUUCCUAUGCAACCAGUGUUUCUUUGUCUAAUACAGGACUGGCUCAGCUAGCUCCGUCUCAUCCAUUAGCUGGGACCCCUCAAGCACAAGCCACCAUGACGCCGCCCCCCAACUUGGCAUCCACCACCAUGAACCUCACGUCACCUCUGCUACAGUGCAACAUGUCUGCCACCAACAUCGGCAUUCCUCACACUCAGAGGUUGCAAGGGCAGAUGCCAGUGAAGGGGCACAUUUCCAUCCGCUCCAAGUCCGCGCCACUGCCCUCUGCAGCUGCCCACCAGCAGCAGCUGUAUGGCCGCAGCCCACCAGCGGUUGCCAUGCAGGCUGGCCCUCGUGCAUUGGCUGUUCAGCGUGGCAUGAACAUGGGGGUUAAUUUGAUGCCGACCCCUGCCUAUAAUGUCAAUUCCAUGAAUAUGAACACCUUGAAUGCCAUGAACAGCUAUCGAAUGACGCAGCCCAUGAUGAACAGCAGUUACCAUAGUAACCCUGCCUACAUGAACCAGACAGCACAGUAUCCUAUGCAGAUGCAGAUGGGGAUGAUGGGGAGCCAGGCCUAUACCCAGCAGCCUAUGCAGCCAAACCCUCAUGGAAACAUGAUGUACACUGGCCCCUCCCAUCACAGCUACAUGAACGCUGCUGGUGUGCCCAAGCAGUCACUCAAUGGACCUUACAUGAGAAGAUGAGCAAGAUGAACUUGCAAUUAAAAACUUAAAUAUAUAUAAAUAAAGGAACCUUUUAUACUGACAAACCAGAGAAAAAUGGACCUUUUUCCAGUUAAAAUAUUGCUGUAGAUUUAGAGGAAUUUUUCUUUGGUUUAUUUUAUUUUUUAGAAAACCUGGUCUUCUCUCUCUUUUUUUUUUUUUUUUUUUUUGGGUUCAUUUUGUUCUGGGUUUUGGUUUUCUUCAUAAUCUUGAACAUUUUACAAUAGAACUCAUCUAAAAAUGGAUUUGGGGAUAGGGGAAACAUGCACAAAAAUCUUUUCAUAAUUAAAAAGAGCCUUACUUUCUUUACAUACCACAUGGACAGAAUUUGUGUAAAAGUGAAUUAUCUUUAUUUUAUUUUAAAAUGUAUGUUUCCCCUCACUGUUUGCAGCUCCCAAUGUUGUCAUUUUUAAAUGUUAUAUAUACAUCUCGGGGGUUAACGAGACCCCUUCCUCCAAACCCAACCUUUCAUUUCCUACUUCAUUCCAGCAGGAGGCACUUAGGGGAGACUCGGAUGGGGACAUGGAGAACAACCCAAGCUCCUUAAACUUAUUAUUAUUGUUAAUAUUAUUAUUAUUAUUAUUAUUAAUAAAGCGAGGCAGGAAAAUGCUUCUCCUUUUAAAAUCCCCUCCACUCCCUACACACACACACACACACACACACACACAGACACACACACACACACACACACACACACACACACACACACACACACCCCUCUUGACCUCUUGAAACCUUUCCCCAAGAAUGUUUCUUUAUAGAUGGACUUCACUGAAAUGUUUGUUUUUCUUAAAUCAAGUGUAAUAUAAUUUUGGGGGGGGGGGUUUUUUACUAUUCCCACUCAGCACUCAGAGACACAAAAAUACUGUAAGUCUCAAUUAACAGCAGAAUCUCAGAGGAAAGCUGUUUGCAAUCCUAAUCCAGCCUUGGAGGAAUAGAGAUGGUCAGUUAACAAUCAAAAAGAGGAAAUUAACCUCUUGUUUUUUACCACCUGGUGAAUCAGCCAUAACACACAUAUUCCAUGCAGCCUCUUGUUUUUAGUAUGUACUUUGAGAUGCUAAGGGUCUUGAUUCUUGAGCCUUUGACUUUGACUAAACUCAAACAGCAGUCCCCAGUGCUUAGCCUCUUACAUUCUUAUACAAAGUGUUGAUGGAUGACUGUACAUUUCAGUGAUUUGAAAAAUACCUGACAGACAUUUGACACUGUUUAUUUUAUGUUGGAAGAGAUGAUUUAAGGGAGAUCAUGGUGUGAGUUUUAUAGCUACUUAAAUGAUACAUACCUCUAGUUUUCAUUUUCUUGAGAUCCUGAGUUCAUUCCCUGUGAAUCAGAGUGCACCAGCCCCUCUCCUGUGAGUGGUUAAAAGAGAAGAGGGAUAAACCAACCACCAGCAUAGUAGGGCAAAUCUGGACAGCAGGGUUUUAGCAGGUUCCUUUGUUGCUCCCAACUCCAUUAUCUUUUCUCUUGUGCAGCCAGUUCGCCCAUUCUCUUCCUGUUACUUGCUCCAGGGAUAGGUAAAAAAAAAAAAAUAUAUAUAUAUAUAUAUAUCUAUAUAUAUGUUCCAUCAUUAGAAGAUGGAAAAUAUUAUACCACUCGGUAUGUGCAGUCAAAUAUCCAAAAGGGGGAAGUACUGCUUAAAGAAAUACCUGUAAGCAUUAAAUUCUCUCCUUUAUUUGUACAUUUUAUAUAGAUAAAUUUUUGAAGUACUAAUUAGGCAUUAAAUUUUUUCAAAUGCACAGGUUUGUUGUUUUUUUUUUUUUUUUAAAUACACUUUAAUUGACUUUCUCAAUUAAAUGUGUUAGGUAGAAAAAGGCAGAAUUCCACAUCUUAACCGCUAUCAAUUCUGAGCAUGUGCAAGGCUGUGUAGGACCCAGUUUCUCUGUAUAUACUCUUCCAGUUCCCAAUCAUCUAUGUAGAAAGUGCACUGUGCUGCCCUCUCCCUACAUCUUCAGCUAUGUCAUUGCUUCCUGGUUGGGGUGGGGAUGGGGUGGGUCGGGAGGGAGGUAUAUUGGGAGGAGGGUGGGUCAAGGCAGAAGGAGAAGCUGUUGAAAUGAGGGCCGUGAAUUCAGUUUCUGUUGGUUUGCGGUUGUGUUUGGUUUUAUUUGUUUCUUUAAAAAAAAAAAAAAUUCAAUCGGGCAGCUCCCUUUUCCACAAGCCUUUUUGUGACUGUAGAACUAUUGUAGAGAAAAUGUUCUUUUCUAUAUUAUAAAAGAAAUUAUCCAACACAGUAAUAUUGGUACCUGUCAUUUUUUCACUUCUGUUAAAAAAAAAAUGUAUUUUUAGCAAGAUAACUUGGGUAAUCUUCUAAAAAAGAAAUUUAAAAAACUCACUGUUAGUGACUUUGAUGCCUUUUAAAAUAAGAGCUUUUUCAUUUCAUUCCAUCUUUAAAAUUUUUUAUCUUUGUUGUAGAAUAUUAAAAACUAUUUUAAGAAAGAUAAAAAUUCUCUUUAAAGAGAUCUCUAGAGUGUGUGAAUAGAGCUCCAGAUGCCUCUAAAAGCCGCAUGUACAAAUGAAGCUAAGUCUAUUCCUGUCUGUUUAUAUUUGCUUUUCCUGUUUUGUAACCUCUUUGUACUUUGUUCAUGGUGACUUGUAAGCUACGGGGAAGGGGUGCCUAGAUGCCUUUGUAUUUCUCCAUGUCAUGCGCUCCUGGGCCAGUCGGUCUCCCUUCCUCUCCUUGUAUGUAAUAUCACUUUUUUUUCCCCUUUCUAGCAAGUACUUUCAAAAAAACUCUGUACAUUUUAACAUAAAAAAAAAAUAAAUUAUGUUGAGCCAUUUUGGA
Molecule: messenger RNA, 9380 nt
Organism: Neofelis nebulosa (Clouded leopard)
Lineage: Eukaryota; Metazoa; Chordata; Mammalia; Carnivora; Felidae
Gene: KAT6A
Product: lysine acetyltransferase 6A
Exons: 17
Coding region: 548-6586 (2012 amino acids)
Biological process (GO): regulation of DNA-templated transcription; nucleosome assembly
Cellular component (GO): MOZ/MORF histone acetyltransferase complex; nucleosome
Molecular function (GO): DNA binding; histone acetyltransferase activity
Source: RefSeq, a predicted model, not a curated record